GGCGGCCGGUUGGUAACGCAUAGUGUCUCGGUGCAAGCGCGGGUGCUCAGUUGAGGAGACGAAGAGACAAAUUUCUUUCAAGUGCCUGGUGUGAGCCGUGUGUCCGAAAAUGAUGCUGCGUGUUCUGAUCCUGUUCUCGCUUGGGUUGAUGUGUGCGGCGAAUGUAAGUCCACCGCAGGUCAACGUCUACACCUACAAACCCGUCUCGAAAGGUGAAAGCAAUGUUCUUCUUUGUCAUGCUAGAGAAUUCAGCCCACCCAACAUCAAGCUGGAUUUGCUGCAGGAUGGUGUUGAGAUACCAAACACUGAGCAAUUUGACCUCAGCUUUGACCCAAACUGGAAAUUCAAGUUGACCAAAUAUGUUAAGUUCACCCCCAGGGAUGGAGUGGUUUAUACCUGCAGGGUGGUGCACAAUGGAGUUACCAAAGUUGUUAAACUGGACUCCUAGGCUGUUGCACCACAGCCAUGAACACCAGCCCGACAAGAGUGAAUUGACAAUACCAAAAUUCCAUCUUUUCAACAUGAUUGCAUGUUUUGAUCGGGUUGCUGAAGCUCAAAGGAUAAUCCCAUAAUCUCAUUUUUGAAAAUAUAUGCCAAAUGAUUUGCUUUGGAAGCAUAUAUCCUUGGAAUUAAAAUUUGCUCUUUUUGUUUCUGACUACUGCUCACUGAAAUUAAUAAGGUUAUUUCAAUAGUUAAUUUGAAAUUAAAUUUCCUUUCCAUUUGCUGCAGAGAACUGGCCUGUAAGUCAUGGCUUAUAGAAGCACCUAGAAAUAUUCUUCAUCCUCCUCCCCCCCCCCCCCAACCUCCUUCAGUAGUACUUGACGCAUUGAUCCCCAUCCUAUAGACUGUUGUACUCAUUUGCGCACAGCAACUCUAACCUGUGCCAGCCCACCCCAACCUUUUCAGCUUGGAAUCCAGGUAUGAUGCUGCUUUUGGAACACCUUUGGCCAACCCUAGUUGUGCAUCUUUCUUACCGUUCCCAUUCCACCUUGGUGACUUGCAGGACUGAAUUCCAUUUCUAGCUGUUGGGUUUUGUUACUGAUUUAAGCAAGGGGAAUGCAGAAAUGUCACAAAUUGCUUUUUUUUAAAUCAUUGCAUAAAAUGCUCAGAUUUGUGGGGGGGGGGAUUUUUAAAUCAUUGCAUAAAAUGCUAGGGUUUGUGGGGGGGGGAUUUUUUCAAAUCAUUACAUUAGAUUUGUGGAGGGAAUUUAUUGUUAAGGAUUCAAUGUGUAACAAUGAAUAAAAUACAUUUUACCUUA
Messenger RNA from Hypanus sabinus (Atlantic stingray), 1258 nucleotides. RefSeq names its product beta-2-microglobulin-like. Gene Ontology annotation, cellular component: MHC class II protein complex. Gene Ontology annotation, molecular function: MHC class II protein complex binding. Lineage: Eukaryota; Metazoa; Chordata; Chondrichthyes; Myliobatiformes; Dasyatidae. The record is from RefSeq and is a predicted model, not a curated record. The coding region runs from base 110 to 448 and encodes 112 amino acids. Gene Ontology annotation, biological process: positive regulation of T cell activation; immunoglobulin production involved in immunoglobulin-mediated immune response; antigen processing and presentation of exogenous peptide antigen via MHC class II. The transcript is spliced from 4 exons.